GUAAUACAUGAGAUUGGACGUGAAAAAGCAUUGGAACUAUUUGAUGAGACACGAGAAAUUGAAGUAACCGGUGGAAUGAUGGUUGCCGACGGAACACGUCGCCGUACUCCCGGUGGAGUUUUUAUGACACUGUUUAAGACCGAUCCCGAUGUUCUGCCAGUUCUGAAGGAUGCUGCUGCUACUGCUGCUGCGGAAAAAUUACCAGAAGGAGCAGAAGUGAUGCUUAAAGGAAUCGACGACGAAACAGCGGAUAUGAAUGAUGUUCCAAUGGAUGAAGGCUGA
This is a messenger RNA of Gongylonema pulchrum, 282 nucleotides long. NCBI's taxonomy places the organism in Eukaryota, Metazoa, Nematoda, Chromadorea, Rhabditida, Gongylonematidae. The record is from the annotation of a GenBank genome assembly.